Molecule: messenger RNA, 2163 nt
Organism: Amblyraja radiata (thorny skate)
Lineage: Eukaryota; Metazoa; Chordata; Chondrichthyes; Rajiformes; Rajidae
Product: Usher syndrome type-1G protein homolog
Exons: 3
Coding region: 80-1486 (468 amino acids)
Biological process (GO): sensory perception of sound; sensory perception of light stimulus; equilibrioception
Molecular function (GO): protein binding
Source: RefSeq, a predicted model, not a curated record
GCGCUCUGGGAGCUGAUCCGCUCCGCUCCGCUCUGCUCCGCCGCCGGACGGAGGCGGGUGCCAAGGCGGACAGCCGGCCAUGAACGGCGGGUUGCACGGCGCGGCCCGGGACGGCCGCAUGGACGCGUUACGGGAAGCCACCCGGCGGCAGUUGAACGCGGCCGAUGAGGACGGCAUGACCCACGCCCUAUGGGCGGCUCAUCACGGAAACCUGGAGGCGAUGCGGCUGAUCGUCAGCAGAGGGGGUGAUCCUGACAAGUGUGACAUUUGGGGGAAUGCUCCGCUUCACCUGGCAGCUUCCAAUGGCCACCUCGACAUCCUCUCCUUUCUGGUGUCUUUUGGGGCAAACAUCUGGUGCCUGGACAAUGACUACCACACCCCACUUGACAUGGCGGCCAUGAAGAACCACAUGGAGUGCAUCCGCUAUCUGGACUCCAUCGCUGCAAAGCAGAGCGCCCUCAACCCAAAGCUGGUGAGCAAGCUGAAGCAAAGGGCCUACCGGGAUGCGGAGAAGCGCAUCAAGGAUUGCGCCAAGCUGCAGAAGAAGCACCAGCAGAGAAUGGAGAAGAGGUACAAGAGGGAGCUGGACUCGUCGGACACCAUGAGCUUCAGCAGCUCGGCCAGCAGUUCGCUGAGACACCAGCUGCAGCGCCUGUCGAUGGCGGCCGCUCUGCCCUACUCCCAGGCCACGCUCAACGCCACCACCAAGGGCAAGACCAAGAUCCAGAAGAAGCUGGAGAGGAAGAAGCAGGUGGACGGGAGCUUCAAAAUAUACGAGGAUGGGCGCAAGAGCGUCCGCUCGCUCUCCGGCCUGCAGCUCAGCAACGACGUGAUGUUCGUCAAGCAAGAGAGCGGCGGCCAUGCCAGGGAGAGACCGCGCUGCAACGUGCGGGACAUGUUCGCAGCCGAGGGCGACACCAUGUCUCACGCCGCCAGCGACCCGGGGCUGCAGGCCGACACCGCCUACUCCGAAGUCAGCACCGACUCGGGCCACGAGUCCCUCUUCAACAGGCCCGGCCUGGGCACCAUGGUCUUCCGCAGGAACUAUGUCAACUGCGGCCUCCUCGGGCUGGGACACAAUGGCGGCGAGGCGGGGGAUCAGGUGGGGCUGAGGGGCUCGGACGUCAGGUUGCGCAGCCGUCUCCAGAGGUCCAUCAGCAUGGACGACAGCAUCGGCAGCGCACAGAGCCUGCAGGAGCAGGCCCGGGACGGGUUGCCAUGGGAGGAGCACGACCUGGGCCUAGACGACGACCUUGAGCCGGAGACCAGUCCCCUCGACACCUUCCUGGCCUCCCUCAGCAUGUUCGAUUUCGUGCCAACCUUCAAGAAGGAAAAGAUCGACCUGGAAGCGCUCACGCUUUGCUCCAACGAAGAUCUGAAAAGCAUAAAAAUUCCUUUGGGGCCCAGGAAGAAAAUCCUGGAGGGCGUCCAGAGGCGGCAGCAGGCGCUGGGGCAGCCCGACAGGUUGGAGGACACGAAUCUGUGAGUCGGCCCGCGGCUGCGGACCCUCCGCUGGCCGGCGGCGAGCCCGCCUCUCCGGGGUGCGGUGAACAACGACACCCGAGGCCGGCACAUCCCCACAGAGACCUGGCACCAUCGCCGCCACCCGGGGCAACGCGGCGGUGACAGGAGCUACAGGACAGGAGUCUGCAGGAAGGGCCUCCACAUGCGAAGCUGCUGCCUUCGUGUGGAGCCGCAGGUCUCCCGGACGGAAACGCUAUUUGAUGGUCUCCCUCCGACGACCUUUCCCUCCACCUGUGACCAUGAAGAUCCGUCAUCCAAUGAGUAUGCAGCCUGCCCAUGAAGGAGCCAUGCAGCUUGGAACCAGAUCCUUGAGUCCUCUCCUGACUCUUCUCGACCCGUCUGACCACUCAGACUGCUGUUCUUCUGGCCUCCCACCAAGCAACCCCUUAACCUCCCGCUAGGCCCCUCCCUACCUCCCCUCCUGACCACCCUACCCCCUCCGCCCCAAGGGGAAUAUCAAAAAUGAAUGCAAAAGUUUCUCUAGGUAUGUAAAAAGGAAAAGAUUGGUGAAGAUGAAUGCAGGUCCCUUACAUUCAGAGAUAGGUGAAUUUAUAAUGGGAAACAAGGAAAUGGCAGAACAGUUAAACAAGUACUUUGGUUCUGUCUUCACUAAGGAAGACACAAACAAUCUCCCGGAAA